Messenger RNA from Sorex araneus (European shrew), 3078 nucleotides. It is a transcript of the gene FRMD7, whose product is annotated as FERM domain containing 7. Gene Ontology annotation, molecular function: guanyl-nucleotide exchange factor activity. Lineage: Eukaryota; Metazoa; Chordata; Mammalia; Eulipotyphla; Soricidae. The record is from RefSeq and is a predicted model, not a curated record. Gene Ontology annotation, cellular component: cytoskeleton.
GCAGCCAGCGGAGAGUGAAAUUCCUUGAGAAAGCCCCUUUCCUGCAUCGCACCCGCAGCACUCUGAGCCUGCUUGCAGCCCAGCGGCCUCUCCGAGAAUGCUACAUUUAAAAGUGCAGUUUUUGGAUGAUUCCCAGAAGAUUUUUGUGGUUGAUCAAAAGUCAUCCGGGAAGGCUCUGUUCAACCUGAGUUGUGGCCACCUAAAUCUGGCUGAAAAGGAAUAUUUUGGAUUAGAAUUCUGUAGCCAUUCUGGAAAUAAUGUCUGGUUGGAACUUCUGAAGCCUAUUACAAAGCAAGUUAAAAAUCCUAAGGAGGUUGUUUUCAAAUUUAUGGUGAAAUUUUUCCCAGUGGACCCUGGACAUCUGCGAGAAGAACUUACAAGGUACCUGUUUACUCUUCAAAUAAAGAAGGACUUGGCUCAAGGAAGGCUUCCGUGCAGUGAUAACUGUACAGCGUUGAUUGUCUCUCACAUCUUGCAAUCAGAACUGGGGGAUUUUCAUGAAGAAACAGUUAGGAAACAUCUGGCACAAACCCGGUAUUUGCCAAACCAAGACUCUUUGGAGAACAAGAUCAUGCAAUUUCAUCAGAAGCACGUUGGCCGGAGCCCCGCUGAAUCUGACAUUCUUCUUCUGGACAUAGCACGGAAGCUGGAUAUGUAUGGCAUCCGGCCACACCCUGCCAGUGAUGGGGAAGGGAUGCAGAUCCAUUUGGCUGUUGCUCACAUGGGAGUUCUAGUGUUACGGGGAAAUACAAAGAUCAAUACAUUCAACUGGGCCAAAAUUCGAAAGUUGAGUUUUAAGAGAAAGCAUUUUCUCAUCAAACUUCAUGCCAACAUCUUGGUGUUGUGCAAAGAUACACUGGAGUUCACCAUGGCCAGCCGGGAUGCUUGCAAGGCUUUCUGGAAGACUUGUGUGGAGUACCAUGCAUUCUUCAGACUUUCUGAAGAACCCAAAUCAAAACCCAAAACCCUACUCUGCAGCAAGGGGUCCAGUUUCCGCUAUAGUGGGAGAACCCAAAGGCAACUUUUGGAAUAUGGAAAAAAGGGGAGGUUGAAGAACUUGCCCUUUGAAAGGAAACAUUACCCUUCUCAGUACCAUGAACGGCAGUGCAGGUCCUCACCAGACAUCCUCUCUGAUGUGUCAAAACAAGUGGAAGAUUUGAGGCUAGCGUAUGGCGGUGGGUACUACCGAACUGUCAAUGGAGUGCACGUAUCUGAGCCAGUGCUAGACAGCAGACGGAGAAACUCUGCAGUGGAGGUGACAUUCGCAGCGGAGCUGGAGCGUUCCAAGCCAGAGGCAGACCCCAUAUCAUUCCAUCAGUCCCAAAGCAGCAGCUCUUUCCCUUUUCUUUACACAGACCCUGUCUUUAACAUUGACCCUGAUCCUGAUGUGGAUCCCAGAGACUACUUUGAGGAAAGGAGUCCUCUAAGCUCCUUCCAAACACGCUAUAAGUUUGCUGACAGUCACAUGAGCACAUCUUCUGGCCUUCCAAAUAAAGUGAGCCCAGCAAGGCAACUAACAUACACAGAUGUGCCCUAUAUUCCUUGUACUGGUCAGCAGGUGGAUAUUAUGCCCCCUCAAGUGUUUUUUUACGUGGACAGGCCUCCCCAGGUGCCCAGACGCUCUCCAAUCAUGGCAGAGGAAAGGGAAAGGCCAGACAGAUGUCGAGAGCCGGCUGCUAUGAAACCAGCCAAAAGAAGUCCAAGGAAUAUCAGAGUGCAGCGAUUUCAACAAGGCUACCAUGAACUCCAAGGAGCUAUGGCCAGGACUAGUGGUAGGAGUAAUACCAAUGUAACUCAAGAAGAGGAAGACUCUAAUUUAGAAGAUGUCUUUGCAUACAGCAUUCAGGAGCAAACCCCUAAACGGUCUCAGAGUCAGUCAGAUAUGAAAAUGAUUCGUUUUCCUUUUGGGUCCGAAUUUAGACCUUUGGGACCUUGUCCUGCCCUGAGUCGUAAAGCCGACCUGUUUACAUACAUGUUGACUGAGCAGGAAUUUCCACCAGUUGUUAUGGACCGGGGAACAGCAGAGAGGUAUGUAGCUAGUGAAUCCAGUGAUUCUGAGUCAGAGAUUCUUAAAACAGACUACUACCCUUUGUAUGGCAAAGGAAUAAGAUCACCUAGAACCAGAAUCCGUUUGUCUUCUGGUAGUCUACAGCUGGAAGAGGAAGAGGAAGAUGUUUCUUUUAAUACACCCGCUGUGGAAGACAGGACUUUGUUAAAACCAUAUAAUUACUUUUUAGCUUAAAACACCUAAUUCAGUGAACAUUUUAGGGCCAGUUCCAUAUUACAAACUUUGGUGGAAAAUAAGCAAAUGUCUUAGAGACACCAUUUUCUUAGUUACUCCAUACUGAUAUCAUUAAGGGACUCUUCAAAGUUUGGGCACCUCACGCAUAAAAAUUGGCUCCUGUCUCAUGCACCGAGCUCAAAUCUUCUUUCUUUGAAGGGAUUCUGGAACAUGCCCUCUGCUCACCAGAAAUGUGCUGGUAUGAGGUGGGCCCUGGCCAUGUCCACUAUACACUUCUCCAUAGAGACUCAACAUGAAGGCUCGGUUCUUCAACACUGAAGAUGGAGAAAGUAUGCUUAGGCACACAGACUUGGCUUCUGAGCUCAUUUAGUGAGUUAGUACAUUGUGAACAGGCUGGUCAUUUUAAACAGUGCUAUGAGUAAAGGUAUUGGUACUUAUUAUUUUCAUGGUGAUCCUGUUAAAUAGAGGUCGUGUUCCACAUUACAGAAGCCAAUUUUUGAAAGAUGUGUCGGGGUGGGGUAUGGACCUCAGCAACAAAAUAGGUCCUCAUGAAAGCACAUUUGCUGAUGAUGCAUCUAGGACUUGGAGAAAUUCUAAAUUGAGAAAUACAUGAAUUCCUCUAUUUCUAAAGCCGGAUUAUGCCUCAUGAGAAUAUAAAAAUGUUGGAAAUUACCUCUCAUCUUAACUAUUACCUGUAGUGAAAGCUCAAAGUUAACGUGUUGAUUUGUUUAAUCUAUUAUCUCCUGUAAGGUAUUGUCAUAACUGGUUGCAUGUAUUUAAGUGAGACAUGAAAUGAAUGGCAUUUUAAUAAAGAGUGAUGAAAAUCAGUUUAUUAA